This is a messenger RNA of Lutzomyia longipalpis, 1755 nucleotides long. RefSeq names its product probable lysine-specific demethylase 4A (gene Kdm4A). Gene Ontology annotation, cellular component: nucleus. Gene Ontology annotation, molecular function: histone H3K9 demethylase activity; histone H3K36 demethylase activity. The transcript is spliced from 3 exons. The record is from RefSeq and is a predicted model, not a curated record. Gene Ontology annotation, biological process: chromatin remodeling. The coding region runs from base 122 to 1429 and encodes 435 amino acids. Lineage: Eukaryota; Metazoa; Arthropoda; Insecta; Diptera; Psychodidae.
UUGUGACGUCAUUACGUCAAAAGGUUUUUUGUGUCAGUGUUUACAAUUAAUAGCUCUCGAUGUUUUGACACAGAAUUUUCCCAAUUUUCUCCCUGAUUGUGAGUACAAAAUAAUUGAAAAGAUGAAAAAAACUGAGCCCCGGAUAAUGGUGUUUACACCGACGUGGGAAAAAUUCAAGGAUUUCCCCAAAUUUAUUGAAUAUAUGGAAUCAGAGGGAGCUCACAAAGCUGGGUUGGCCAAAAUUAUUCCACCCCCAGAGUGGGUACCACGGAAGGGUGGCUACAACUUGGAUGAGAUAAACCUCACAAUACCCGCGCCAAUUGAGCAGCAAGUAAAUGGGAUGCAGGGACUCUAUCAGCAAUUCAACCUGCAGACGCGUCCAAAGACUGUGAAGCAGUUCUACGAGAUGGCCAUGUCUGAGCGCUACACAACCCCCAAAUACUUUGACUACGCCGACCUAGAGCGGAAGUACUGGAAGAAUGUCACCUAUGUGUCCCCGACGUAUGGUGCAGAUGUCAGUGGAUCCCUCACGGAUCCGGAUUUAAAGGAAUGGAACAUCAAUAGCCUAGGAACAAUACUUGACUACGUGAACAAAGACUACGGGGUCUCCAUUUCGGGCGUAAAUACGGCUUACCUGUAUUUUGGCAUGUGGAAGACUUCCUUUGCCUGGCACACAGAGGACAUGGAUCUCUAUUCAAUUAACUACCUACACUUUGGGGCACCCAAGACGUGGUACGCUAUCCCUCCCAAGUACGGAAGGAAGCUUGAGAAGUUGGCCAAUUCGGCCUUUCCGGAGAACUAUAAGGCUUGCCCUGCUUUCCUGCGUCACAAGAUGACCCUCAUCAGCCCACAGAUUCUGCGCCAGAAUAAUAUUCCCUUCAAUAAGAUAACACAGGAGCCUGGUGAGAUAAUGGUCACCUUCCCAUUUGGCUAUCACGCGGGCUUCAAUCACGGCUUCAAUUGUGCCGAAUCGACGAAUUUUGCAUCACCACGGUGGGUGGAGUACGGCAAGAGAGCCUCCCAGUGCCACUGCCGGAGUGACAUGGUUAAAAUCUCAAUGGAGACCUUUGUGAAGCGUUUCCAACCGGAGAGGUAUGAAAAAUGGCUCCAGGGGAUGGAUUUUGGUUGUCACCCCGAGGAACCCGAUAAAAUUUGUGCAGCCCCACCGCCGAGUUUGAAUGUCUACACUGGCCCCGAGGAGCAAGCAGCUGUAGCUGAGGAGGAGAUUGAGGAAGUGGAAGAAGCCGAAGGGGAGGUGCAUGCGGUUGUAGAGUCGGAGGAGGAUGAGGAGACAAAGAGGCAGAAUGAAUUGAAGAGAUGCUGGGAGCAAUUGGAUAAACCCCUUGGGCAACCGAUAGAUUUAUCAGACGUUCAGGAGAACGCCAAAAAGAUGCGAUUCCACACCAAUCUCAUCUUGCUGGAGAACUGAAGACCCACAAAACUCUUCAUGUCUGUGGAUUUUUUGGGCAUUAUGUUGGCCCAAUAUGGAUGUUUUACUAUCAUUUCAACAGGACAAAUUCUCUGAGAGAAUCAAAAGAGAAGGGAUUGUGCGAACAUUAUUAUUAUUCACUGUUUUUGAGUGACUAUAUACAGACGUAGAUGAAUGAGAAAGUAAAUGUGUAGCGGCAAUUUUAAUUGAUAAGACUGAAGAGGGUCUUUCACUCACCACGCGAGAGUAUUUCAUUGUAAAUUAUUUUGCGAUUUUGUGCUUAUUUUUAAUAAAAGUUCUAUCAUAAUUUUAAACCAAAAAAAAUA